AGAGUGUCAAUUUAUAAACGUUGUACUUGGUGGAGGUCCAGGACUAUUCAAUAACCAUGGGUCUCAGGUGCAGCAGCAGCAGCAACAAAGGAACCUGUCACUUCAUGAAUACCUGAGCAUGGGACUGUUGCAAGAGGCUGGUAUUUGUGUUCCACAUGGACUAGUUGCAAGAACACCAGAAGAAGCAUACACAAUUGCAAAAGAAAUAGGUUCAAAGGACCUUGUGGUAAAAGCACAGGUUUUAGCUGGUGGUAGAGGAAAAGGAACAUUUGAAGGUGGCCUCAAAGGAGGAGUGAAAAUAGUUUUUUCUCCUGAAGAAGCAAAAGAUAUCUCCUCCAAAAUGAUUGGGAAGAAGCUGUUUACCAAGCAGACAGGAGAAAAGGGCAGGAUAUGCAAUCAAGUAUUUAUCUGUGAGCGCAGAUAUCCCAGGAGAGAGUACUAUUUUGCAAUAACAAUGGAAAGGUCAUUUCAAGGUCCUGUGCUAAUAGGAAGUUCUCAGGGUGGUGUUAAUAUUGAAGAUGUUGCAGCGGAGAAUCCUGAUGCGAUAAUUAAGGAACCUGUUGAUAUUGUGGAAGGCAUCAAAAAGGAGCAAGCUGUUGGGCUGGCCCAGAAAAUGGGAUUCCCUCCUAACCUGGUGGAGGAAGCAGCAGAAAACAUGAUCAAGAUAUAUAAUCUCUUUCUGAAGUAUGAUGCCACCAUGAUAGAAAUAAACCCUAUGGUAGAAGAUGCUUCAGGAAUUGUGAUGUGUAUGGAUGCGAAGAUAAACUUUGAUAGUAAUUCAGCAUAUCGUCAGAAAAAAAUCUUUGAUCUCCAGGACUGGACGCAGGAGGAUGAAAGAGACAGAGAUGCAGCUAAAGCCGACCUCAACUACAUAGGAUUAGAUGGAAACAUAGGCUGCCUGGUAAAUGGUGCUGGUUUGGCUAUGGCCACAAUGGAUAUAAUUAAACUUCAUGGAGGGACUUCAGCAAAUUUCCUUGAUGUUGGUGGGGGUGCUACUGUGCAUCAAGUAACUGAGGCCUUUAAACUUAUUACUUCAGAUAAAAAGGUACUGGCUAUUCUGGUCAAUAUUUUUGGAGGCAUUAUGCGAUGUGAUGUUAUUGCACAAGGUAUCAUUAUGGCAGUAAAAGACUUGGACCUAAAAAUACCUAUCGUAGUACGAUUGCAAGGUACGCGAGUUGAUGAUGCCAAAGCUUUAAUAACAGCUAGUGGUCUUAAAAUCCUUGCCUGUGAUGACUUGGAUGAAGCUGCUAAAAUGGUUGUGAAACUCUCAGAAAUAGUAACCUUAGCAAAGCAAGCUCAGGUGGAUGUCAAGUUUCAGUUGCCAAUAUGAAAAGAAAGGUGUCAUGAAAGUGUUUAAUGUGCUAUUCUUUUGAAAUACUGUUGUUCUGUAGUAUUUUUGUUUUUGUGUGGAGGUUUUAAUUGCUUGACAGGCGCACAAACUUUAAAGUACCUGAUCCUACAUUCAGGUUAAAUGGUCAGCGCUCAUGUAAAAGUUUGUAUUGCUGAUAUUUAGUCUUUUUAGUUGCAGUUCCAACCUCUCCAGCUUCUGGUGCAGAAUAUCACUUGCAAUAUACUCAUUCAUUAUUGUCAACAAUGAAGCUUUUGGUUGAAAAUUGAUUCUUUUGAAUAACAUCUGAAGUUAUUUUUAAUUGUACAUUCAUAUUACUAGAUUCAGGAAAGAGAGAUGUAAUGAUUAGAUUCUUUAGCACUCAAAAUAUGGAGGAUGUAUUGAAACGGUAUCUUUAUAUUGAAGAUGCUUGUACUCAGCAGUAUAACAAAUGGACUCGAGCACACCAAUCAUUAUUUAUAAGCGAGGCAUUUGAACACUCCCAGGAACAUUCAAAAAGUGCUUUGUUGGAAUGGCGGGUUAAUUAACUUGACAAGACAACUUAAUCACUACAAAAUAUACUGUAGCACUUAAGUCUUUAUGAUCUCUGGUGCCUACUGAAUAGCAUCAGAUAGUUUUGUAAAUGAACAAAUAAAGUAUAUUUCCUUGAUGUUUGGCAGACAUAACAUACAGAGAAGAACUAGAAUGUCUAUUGUACGUUAAUAAAAUGUCUCCCAAGAGAUUAGUAUUGUUGUCUCUUGUGUGUCACUAGCUUAAUCAGUUUCUUGGUUAAGUGAGCUCCUAAAUUAAUUUACACCCCCUCAUGAGGUCAGCCAGCAGGCUUAUAUGUGUAUGCCCAAACCCAGACAGCCAGCAGGCGAAGAACUUUAAAUAAAUCUAUUAAAAAAAAAAAAAAAAAAAAUGGCCUUCAACUGCAACAUCUAAACCUAAUGAAACAAACUUUACAAGUUGGGGUUGGCAACCAACAGCUCCCAGUCUGGAUUCAGCUGCUGUAGAGGUUGGAUCCAGCCUGGGAAAGUCUGGGGCAGCAUGGAGAAUUGGGUAGCACGGAGUUGUGCUGAGCCACCUAUCUCCUCUGUAGCCCACCUUUUUUUGCUGUGCUCUUCCAGCCUGUACUUUCAUGUGCAGAGGAGUCUUGUAUCUGUAGCAAGAAUAUGUGCAGACACCUUGAACUCUCCAGGGGAAAAGAUUUACAGCCUGUGACAGGGAGCCAGGUCAUAAGCUCUGGCCCAGGAUAACAAAGUAUUACUCACCCCUGUGCUAGGUUAUUUACAUGAUGCUCUGUUGGCUCAUCGUACAUUCACUUUCUGUAAACUCUUUGAAAUAGCAGUGUUUGAGCAGGAGUCAGCUUAGAGCAAGGCCACCCACACCAGUGAAUAGAAUAUCCUGUUUGUGACUUGGUUGCUUUACCUUGCCACAUUUCACCAUCAUGGAGUAAUGCAAUAAAACUUGGGAAACCUUCUAUAUUUACCCUACGUCUGAUUCUGAAACCUGGUACUACAUACAAUUUUUAUACGAGCUGCCCUGGCCUUGAAUUUCACAAAAUACUGGCAAUAAAGGCAAGUUAAUGUAAUCCUUAGUUUUUUCCUUCUUAAUGUUUGCAUUGUUUGAAUAGCUUUUUAUUGAAGUACCACCAAGAUGCCUGUCAGGAUUGUGACAAUAACUGCCUUGCAUUAGGUCCUACUCAGACAUACU
This is a messenger RNA of Alligator sinensis (Chinese alligator), 3043 nucleotides long. RefSeq names its product succinate-CoA ligase ADP-forming beta subunit (gene SUCLA2). Gene Ontology annotation, cellular component: succinate-CoA ligase complex; mitochondrion. Gene Ontology annotation, biological process: tricarboxylic acid cycle; succinyl-CoA metabolic process. Lineage: Eukaryota; Metazoa; Chordata; Crocodylia; Alligatoridae. The coding region runs from base 119 to 1330 and encodes 403 amino acids. The transcript is spliced from 11 exons. The record is from RefSeq and is a predicted model, not a curated record. Gene Ontology annotation, molecular function: ATP binding; succinate-CoA ligase (ADP-forming) activity.